Molecule: messenger RNA, 722 nt
Organism: Nymphalis io (European peacock)
Lineage: Eukaryota; Metazoa; Arthropoda; Insecta; Lepidoptera; Nymphalidae
Gene: Obp2
Exons: 1
Coding region: 33-623 (196 amino acids)
Molecular function (GO): odorant binding
Source: RefSeq, a predicted model, not a curated record
AUAAAACAAAACGGCACUACAAAUAAAACAAAAUGCCUCCGAAAUUAACUGCAUUUGCAAAAAUCAUUAUAUUCUUAAUAAUAUUUUCGAUUAUAUUUCUCGUUCAAUCAUUCAAACCAUUAACAAAAGAGGAGCAAAUUAACAAAUUCAAUAAGAUGAACGAAGAAGUUGAACCUUUCAGAAAAAAUUUAACAGAAUGCGCCCAUCAGGUCAAAGCAUCAACGGUUGACGUCGAUAACUUCUUGAAAAGAAUACCACAAUCAACAAUGCCAGGUAAAUGCUUCGUCGCGUGUAUUUUAAAACGCAACUCCAUAAUAAAGAACAAUAAAAUCGUACAAGAAAAUCUUUUGGAAGCAAAUAAAGCCGUUUAUGGAGAAGACAGUGAAGUAAUGUCGAGGCUUAAAACAGCUACUGUGGAAUGUAAUCGUGUAAUUGAAGGUAUUUUUGAAAUUUGUGAAUAUGCUUCGGUAUUUAACGAUUGUAUGCAUAUGAAAAUGGAGCAUAUCCUUGAUAAAGUUACGAUGGAGCGACGGAUGGAGGCGUUAGGACAAAUGACGUCAGAUCCAGAUAUUUGGACAGACGAAGAAGAUGAAAUGCUGAAAUUGGUUAGGGAUGAACUUUGAUUUAGCUUCUGUUAUAGAUAAAUUUGAAAAAAAUGUGUUCAUCAGUUUGUUUUUUUUAAAUAAAUAAUUAAGUUUAAUGUUAUUAAAGCAAUUAGUUGA